CCCCAGGCCACUAAAUCACGAACUGAAAUCUUUUUCUCUCUUCGCUUCUUUGAAAGAAAAAAAAAAUAAGAAGAAAAAAAAACCGAAAGGAUGUCGGGCGGAAAGGUUUCAUUCAAAGUCAUACUCACUUCCGAUCCAAAGCUUCCCUUCAAAGUUUUUAGCGUUCCAGAGGCAGCACCUUUUACUGCUGUAUUGAAAUUCGCUGCUGAAGAAUUCAAAGUUCCACCACAAACUAGUGCUAUUAUCACCAAUGAUGGUGUGGGCAUCAACCCGCAGCAAAGUGCAGGCAAUGUCUUCCUUAAACAUGGAUCUGAACUGCGGUUGAUCCCUCGUGAUAGGGUUGGUGCUUCGGCAUUCUUUUGAUCGGAAGCAUAUGUUGGCAACCUCAUAACUACAGUUGAUACUUCCAGUUACCUUUAUAUUUCUUUUGACUAGGUAUACCUGUCAAAGAAAAAUCUGAUGUUUUUGUAAGAAGUUUAGAAAUAUAUAAUAAGUUUGGACUCAAAUAUGUUACCAAUUGGAAUUGCAAACUGAUGUUUUUACUACCUUGAUUGGAGCAAAUAGAUAUUGGACUGGGAUCAGGUCUGACCUGGUCUUACCGGAUUUGCA
Messenger RNA from Papaver somniferum (opium poppy), 609 nucleotides. RefSeq names its product ubiquitin-fold modifier 1-like. Gene Ontology annotation, biological process: protein K69-linked ufmylation. The transcript has 4 exons. Bases 91 to 363 code for a protein of 90 amino acids. Gene Ontology annotation, cellular component: cytoplasm; nucleus. The record is from RefSeq and is a predicted model, not a curated record. NCBI's taxonomy places the organism in Eukaryota, Viridiplantae, Streptophyta, Magnoliopsida, Ranunculales, Papaveraceae.